Molecule: messenger RNA, 3080 nt
Organism: Vicugna pacos (alpaca)
Lineage: Eukaryota; Metazoa; Chordata; Mammalia; Artiodactyla; Camelidae
Gene: MBD4
Product: methyl-CpG binding domain 4, DNA glycosylase
Biological process (GO): DNA repair
Cellular component (GO): nucleus
Molecular function (GO): pyrimidine-specific mismatch base pair DNA N-glycosylase activity; DNA binding
Source: RefSeq, a predicted model, not a curated record
CAAGGAUCUGAUUGGCUGAGCCGUGGAAAUGGCGGCUGUGGUCGGGGAGGGGGGCGGCCGAAAAGCUGAUGAGGCAUCUAUCGCUGUUUUCAGCUGUUGGUUUGUGCCCCGCGCUCUGAGCUAAGGAAAUUUUCGCGUCUUACUCCACUCCACACCUAAGGCGUUGCACGCUCUUGGUCCGCUGCAGCAGGCGCAGCCCGCUGGAGGGGCACCGCUGGGAUGGAGAGUCCGAGCCUGGACGACUGCGGAGCUGCCCCGUCGUUCACCGCCAGUGAGCGCCCAGUCCCAGACCGGCCGUGUGACCUCCGGGAGGAAGGUGUUGCUCUGGGAUCAGGAAGAGCGAGAGAAGACGAGAAGCAAAUGAUGAUAAAAAGCUGCAGUGAGUGUAACCCCCUGCCACAAGAACCAAUUGCUCCUGCUCAGUUUAGUGGUACAGCGGUGACAGAGUGCCGUAAGUCCGUCCCAUGCGGAUGGGAAAGAGUGGUGAAGCAGCGGUUAUCUGGGAAAACAGCAGGAAGAUAUGACGUUUAUUUUAUAAGCCCACAGGGACUGAAGUUCAGAUCCAAAAGUUCACUUGCUAAUUAUCUUCACAAAAGUGGAGAGACUUCUCUUAAACCAGAAGAUUUUGAUUUUACUGUACUUCCUAAAAGGGGCACCAAGUCAGGAUGUAAAGAUCGAAGCACGGCAGCUCUGACAUCCCGACUGCUAAAGGAAAGUAACAGUUCAAACCAGAACCUCAGGACACGAGGCAGGUGGAAAAAAGAUGUCUUUCCUCUGCCAAGUGGUAGUUUGGAAUUGCAAGAUGGCAGAGGACUAUCUAACUUUACUUCCAUUCAUUUGCUUUUGAAAGAAGAUGAGGGUGUUAAUGAUGUUGACUCCAGAAAGGUUAGAAAGUCCAAAGGAAAGGAGACUAUUUUGAAAGGAACCCAAAAGAAGAAAGCUAAAACCAGGUGCCGGAAGAGUCUUCCAGAUCCUGUCCAAAGUAACAGAAAAAGAGAAUCUGUGCAUAAGAAGGCAGUGGAUGCUGAGAACGAACCCGUUGCACAAGGAAGUCAGCUUGAUAGAGCUUGUUGCAUUUCUGAUGCCAAAGAGAGUGACAAGACCCUCAGUGUGACCUACGAGGAAGAGAGGCUUGGUAAAGAAAAAUCACCGAGUUCAGGAUCAAACUUUGAACAAAUCACUUCUGGUAUCACGAACAAAUCAUGUUCAACCAAAGAAGCAGAACACAACAGGAAGUGCAAGGACACCUUUUUAGACUCUGAGGAAAUAAGAACAAAAGUAGAAGUUGGGGAAAGGGAGGAACAUUUGCAUGUUGACAUUUCAAAAUGUGGCUCUGAAAUGGACAGCUGCUCACAAACGGAGAAAGACUCCACUUCUGUGGAACCGUCUCAAGAAGACACCAUCCCACGGACACAAAUAGAAAAAAGGAAAACAAGCCUGUAUUUUUCCAGCAAAUAUAACAAAGAAGCUCUUAGCCCCCCACGACGAAAGGCCUUUAAGAAGUGGACACCUCCUCGGUCACCUUUUAAUCUCGUCCAAGAAACACUUUUUCACGAUCCGUGGAAGCUGCUCAUCGCGACUAUAUUUCUCAAUCGGACCUCAGGCAGGAUGGCGAUCCCUGUGCUUUGGCAGUUCCUGGAGAAGUACCCUUCAGCUGAGGUGGCAAGAGCGGCAGACUGGAGAGAUGUUUCUGAACUUCUGAAGCCCCUCGGUCUCUAUGAUCUUCGAGCAAAAACCAUUAUCAAGUUCUCAGAUGAGUAUCUGACGAAGCAGUGGAAGUAUCCGAUCGAGCUUCACGGGAUUGGCAAGUACGGCAACGACUCUUACCGGAUUUUUUGUGUCAAUGAGUGGAAGCAGGUAAGGCCACUCCCAGACAUGAUGCCCCAGCACGUUUUGUCCCCAAGACAGAGUAAGUCCACCAUUAGGGCUAAAACUAUUCCUUGGACACACACACCUUUACAGUCACAACCAGUUUUGUUCCAGGCUUGAAGGGAAGUGCUGAGUGGGGUUAUUAACAGCAGGAGGGGAUCCACAGAUGCUCCCAAGUCUGCAGAUGCUGACCAACCUCCAUCGGUUGCCGCUUCUGGCCCGGUUCCUGUCAUUCCCACUCAUAUGCCGUCUCUAGGCCUGAUGGGGCUUUCCCCUGUCCCGUCAUGAGCACUGAAGGGAAGCAGGCAGGUCUGGGCGUGGGGUGCACACUGGUUGGGUUUCUCCUAGUGGUCUCAGGCCACUUCUGUACUAAGUGGGUCCGACUUUGGCUGCCAUUCUAUUGAGUGUGCUGUGCCCAGCCCACAGGCAUCCAGGUGGCAUCCUCGCAGCCGUGGGCAUUGCCCACUUAGCCUGCUUACACUGCCCACUUAGUCUGUGACUUGCCCUGAAGCAUUCAGCUGGUAGAUCUGUCCAAUCCCAUUCCUGCUUCACCAUUUGUUGUGACCUGAGCAAUCCAUUUUAACUCUCAGGGUCUAUAACCUCCUUCUGGAAAAUAGCAUAUUAACACUUGAUGCACAUUAUCACCACCCCAAGCCCCGGGUCCUGGUGAAGACUAGUACCAGAUUGGAAAAUGCUUUGUCAACUGUAAAGGAAUACUUUAAUGUAAGGUAUAAUUUUAAGGAUUCAUGAAUCCCAUUAGGUUAAAAGUUACAAUUUUCAGGUAUAUUCUCAUAAGGCACUGUUCCCCAACUGUAUCUUUAAAAAGCCAAUUUAAAAAGUGUAUUUCUGACUAACUUACAUAAAGACCUCUGUCUCCUAAUGGUUGUGUUUCUUCCAGGUACACCCUGAAGACCAUAAGUUAAAUAAAUAUCAUGACUGGCUUUGGGAAAAUCAUGAAAAAUUAAGUCUAUCUUAAAACGCUUUGAAGUUUUCAAACUUGUUAUUUGUACAUUGCUCUGUCCUCUGAUUCUUAACAAUUCCAUUAAGCACAACCAACUACCUUUCCAGGUGUGUAGAUUUUAAUGAGCCCAACUAGAAACCUGAUGUCUGUUUUCUCAAUGUGUGCCACUAGUAGACCUUCGCUACUGCACGUGCCGGAUCAUGUUUAGAGAUUUUUUUUUAAUAAAUUGUUAUUUGACAACAAUCCUAAA